Molecule: messenger RNA, 846 nt
Organism: Neohortaea acidophila
Lineage: Eukaryota; Fungi; Ascomycota; Dothideomycetes; Mycosphaerellales; Teratosphaeriaceae
Exons: 3
Coding region: 1-846 (281 amino acids)
Biological process (GO): mitochondrial respiratory chain complex IV assembly
Cellular component (GO): mitochondrial inner membrane
Source: RefSeq, a predicted model, not a curated record
AUGAAGAUCUUGACGGAGCAAGAGCAACGCGACAAUUAUUAUGCCACAUUGAAAGGAGGCCUGGUGGGCGGCUUGGGCGGCCUCGGUCUGGGCGCGGCGGGAGUGUGGGCGGCGUCUCUUCGCUUUCCUGCCUUUCGCCAAAUCACGCUUCCACUACGAGUCUUCUUGAUCACCAGCUCCGGCACAUUCGGAGCCAUCGUAGCAGCAGAUGCCGGCUCUCGAGCGUACGAGCGACAGCGAAACCCCGACAACCAGUAUCAAGAUGAACAAGCGAGCAUCCGGCAACAGGCGGACGCACAAAAGACGGGAAAACAGCGCACGAUGAAUUGGCUGUCAGACAAUCGCUAUGGUGUCGUGUUUGGGUCGUGGGUGGCAUCGAUGGGCACGGCGCUUGGGCUCGUCGGCCGAAAUCCAUACCUGACCGGGCAGCAGAAGCUCGUGCAGGCUCGUGUGUAUGCGCAGGGACUUACGCUCGCGGUGGUGAUUAUCUCUCUGGCGUUUGAGACGAGUGACUCCUCGCGGGGCAAGGGCCGAUGGGAGACGGUCAAGGUGCUGGAUCCCAACGACCCUACACACAAGCAUAUGAUUGAGAAGAAGAUCCAUCACGAGAGUUACGAAGGCGAGGACCAGUGGAUGGACAUGGUUGCUUCGGAGGAGCGCAAGCUGAAGGAGCGGGAGAAGGCGCACAAGCAGCAGCAGAAGAAAGAUGGUAACGGCCAUGGAAAUGGAAAUGGCAACGGCAAUGGCAAUGGCAAGAAGAAUGGCAAAGGCAAAGAGAAGGAGGAGAAGUCGGAUGAACUGCAUGCGAAGCCGGAUGAGAAGCCGCCAAAGGUCAACGCGCGAUGA